AUGGCUUAAUAAAUGCCUGUGUGUGCUUUGUUUUGUCUGCUCGAUUGUUUGUCAGAACUAGAAAGUUCUACCCACUCGGCACGUUUGCCCUAGCUGAAGGCAACGUGAUCUAAAAGGUUGAAAAUUAUUAGCAAAGAUGCCUAAGGUAGACAAAAUAGUGUCACACCCGUCCCUUGAAGGAAGAAAGUGCUUGAUUUGAAAUUCUGCGCAUGCGCGCAUGCCACCUGUAGUUCGCAAACUCGAAAGUCUUUCGCCAAAGAGAAUGUUGUUCUCUUUCCCACGUCGGAAAUAGGAUGACUUUGUAAUUAAAAGGAAUGUAGACAAGAAAUCCAUCUUCAAACUUGCACCGUUUUUGCUACAAAUCGAGGAGUGAUCGGUGUACAUCGUCUGAAUACGCAGUGUCAUUGACAACUUUGGAUAAAUCUUAACUGAGUAUACUUCCCAUCGGCAUCGAUUUAAACGCUGAAGAAGCAGUAGGGACGAGACGGCCAACCGAGCGUGAGUCGAGUCGAGCUGAAGUGACAGACGCUCCGCUCAAUUAAAAUACUGCGGGGAGGUUUUAUGUUGUAUAUUUUUUGGGGUUUAUUUAAACAUCUAGAGAACACGAUUCCCGAAUGGAUUCUACACAGUCAGCACAAAGGCCUGCAAGACGGCAACGCUGCACAAAUGCGUUUCACAGUUGUACAGGGAAAUUCUUUGGCACACUUGCCUAUAAUUUUGCAAUCCGUCCGUGGACUACUGUUAUUAUUGUUUUAAUAAUCGUUGGAGGACUAGCUUGUGGACUUUUCCGCCUCAAUGUAGAAAACCGAACUGAGAAACUUUACAUUCCUCAACACAGUAAGGCGAUUCAAGAUCUCAACAAAGCGUCCUACUAUUUCCCAUCCUUAAAUUACAGAGAUGAGUUACUACUUUUUGAAGAAAAAGAUGGAGGGAACAUUCUUUCUGAAGAGUGUCUUCGAGAUAUUUUAACAGUUCACCAAGCCGUAGUGGAGUUGCCGAUGUUCUCAUCUUUAUGUUUACAUAGAAGAGGCAUGAUAAAAUCUGAAAACGGUACGAAACAUUGCGUGAUGUACAACCCCUUAGAAAUUUUCAAUUUUGAUGCUGACAGUCUGGUAAAUAUAACUCAAACGAUAAGAAAUGCUAUAAGGGAUAAACCCUUGAUGCAAAGUGAUAGACCAGUUGCAAUGACACUUCCACAAAUUUUCUCUCGCAUGACAGAGGAUCCAAAUGGUAAGAUAAGUGCAAGCGCCGCACAGAUCAGUUAUAGAAUGCAGGUUCCAGUUGCCGAAAACCAGGAGAGAGAGUUGCUAGAAUUUGAAAUGGCAUUUUUAAGAAAAGUAGAAAAUCUACGAGCACAACUUCCCCGCGUGAAAAUUUUUUACACCGCGGAAAGAAGCCUGGACGACGCGAUAUCGGAGAGCACUGGCCAAGACGUCAAGUUUGUCUCGCUAACUUUUACUAUAAUGAUCACGUUCGCGUGUACCAUGCUGGGUAGGUGUGAUAACCCCCUUAUGGGGCAUUCCCUUCUCGCUAGAGGCGGGAUACUCGCAGUAGCUCUCGGGAUUCUCGCGGGAUUUGGACUUGCUAUGGCUGUAGGAACACCGUUUAUAAGUCUAGCAGGUGUUCUGCCCUUCCUGAUUUUAGGAAUUGGCAUUGACGAUAUGUUUAUCAUUAUUAAUGAGAUGGAUCGACAAGACAAUUCCUUGUCGGUAGUCGACACAAUCAAAACAGUGAUGGCCAAUUCCGGUAUGACUGUUACUAUGACAACCGUCACAGACCUCGUUGCGUUUGCCGUCAGCACGUCCACAGCCUUCCCAUCUAUCAGAUACUUUUGUAUAUACGCAUCACUUGCAGUAACGUUCUCUUAUAUCAUGACUAUCACGUUAUUUGUCGCCAUGGCAACAUUCGACGUCCGUAGAAUAAAAAGUAAUCGUCGAGACUUUUGUCCGCAACGUUUGGCACCUCCACCUAAGCAAGGCCACCCACCAUGGGACCAGCCUAUUCCUGGAAAAGCAAGUAUGGUUAUGAAGAAGUACGCCCAGUUCCUCAUGCGGGCUCCUAUACGCGUUGUGGUGGUGGUAAUAUCUAUAGCAGUUCUCGGAGUGGGUAUUUGGGGCGCUAUGAAUAUUAGUCAGCGAUUUGAUAGGAAACUUUUAGCAAAAGAUAAUUCCUACUUCAAGGAAUUCCUAACAGCUCAAGAAAAGCAUUUUGAAAUAAAGUUGGAGGUCAGUAUUAUUGUCGAUAAAGCGUUGGAUUACGAAACAACUCUUGUACAAAAAGAAAUCCAAAGGAUUUCUCAAAUCUCAUCAAGUAACGAACAUUACACCAAUAAGUCUAUCAACUGGAUGAGAAGCUUUGCUGAGUUUGUAAAUAAAACAAACAUGGACAUUAAAGGAAAACCAAAUUUUAUGGCUGGGCUGCAGGCAUUUCUUAAUUUCCCAACAUUUACACAUCACAGGGGUGAUGUCGUCCUAGCUCAGGAUAACAACAGUAUCGAGGCGUCUCGUGUGUUAUGCUUCAUGGAGGAUUCAUCUAACUCGAUCUUCCAGCGCGACGCAAUGUUGACACUCAGGAAGGACUUGGACGAUUACGAUGCGGGACUUCAUUCAUAUCCCGUAUCUAGGUUUUUCAUCUUCUUUGAACAGUACGCCAUUAUUCAAAGUGAGACGAUAAGAAACCUUGUAAUCGCCUCUGUCACCGUCCUUCUCAUCACGUGGUCUUUCCUGCUUAGCAUCAGCGUCACUAUUUUAGUCUUUCUCGGCUUCUCCGCCCUUAUCGUCGAGCUGUUCGCCCUGAUGGCCGUGUGGAACGUGACUCUGAACACCAUCUCCAUGAUCAACCUCGUCAUGGCCAUCGGUUUCUCUGUAGACUACAGCGCACAUAUUGCGCAUGCGUUCGUGACGUCAUCUGAGCCGACAGCGGAGUUACGCGUUGUGCAUGCGCUGAGCACGUUGGGCACGAGUGUUCUGAUGGGAGGCAUAAGUACAUUCCUCGGCAUGGUCAUAAUAGCUGCGUCAUCUUCGGAGAUUUUCCGGAUAUUCUUCCGGAUGUUCCUCGGGAUCGUGUUAUUCGGCCUGGUUCAUGGCCUCGUCUUUCUACCAGUGUAUCUCUCGCUUUUUUGCCGCUGGGAUGCUACUCCGAAGGUUUAUUCUACCAAGCCCAAAACACAAACCGGAAACAAAGCGCCAGUAUUAUCUUACGAACAGGAUGUCGAGAUGGAGACAGCUAACGAACAGCAUACCACUGAAUGCUUGACACAAGCGCCUGUUUUAUCACUCGAGAAGAAUGCCCAGAUAGAACCUUCUAACGGACAGAACACGAAUGAAUGCGUGAGAGUAUUUUAAGUAAUGCUAAGUGUAAGAACUAGGCAACCCAACGGCAAAUGCACGCUGGCAUGUCAAAAAUGCCUUUGUUUAUUCUAGAAAUUUGAUUGGCCAAGACAAAACACUAUAGCAUAAGAUACAGAUAACACAACGUGAUUCAUAAUAUUUUUUUAAAUAUUUUGGUUAAUUGUCAACGCAUUGAGAUGUAAGCAAAAAGCGUCCAAAGAACUGUUGUUAUUUUUAUUAUAAUUCCUAUGUCUGAUCCAGCUUGCAGUGUUUUCCCUUCCAUGGUACAUUUUCAGCCUUACCUUGUGUGAAAUUUAUCCCCGAACGUACGCAAAUAAAAACAAAAAGUUGAGAAAUUCCA
Nematostella vectensis (starlet sea anemone) is the source of this 3690-nucleotide messenger RNA. RefSeq names its product patched domain-containing protein 3. The transcript has 7 exons. Gene Ontology annotation, cellular component: membrane. The record is from RefSeq and is a predicted model, not a curated record. The coding region runs from base 615 to 3344 and encodes 909 amino acids. Lineage: Eukaryota; Metazoa; Cnidaria; Anthozoa; Actiniaria; Edwardsiidae.